This is a messenger RNA of Mycosarcoma maydis (corn smut), 3753 nucleotides long. RefSeq lists its product as uncharacterized. The record is from RefSeq and is a predicted model, not a curated record. The transcript has a single exon. NCBI's taxonomy places the organism in Eukaryota, Fungi, Basidiomycota, Ustilaginomycetes, Ustilaginales. Gene Ontology annotation, biological process: DNA repair; mitotic sister chromatid cohesion. Gene Ontology annotation, cellular component: nucleus; chromatin. Bases 1 to 3753 code for a protein of 1250 amino acids.
AUGGUGACGGCCACCUCCACGGCCAGCUCCGCUUCGGGCUCGUCGACAACAACGCCUGCCACUCGCCGCCAAGCCCUCGCCCGUCUCACUCUCAAAGGCAAGCUAUAUCAGAAAGGUUCUUCGACAGAUGCACUACUGAAGCGCGUCCGCCAAGUACGCACCGAACUCAGCGAAAUGGAUCAGGAUGCCGUCGACGUAAACUCUCUCAAGGACGUCUGCAAGGAGCUCGUCACGCCUGCCCUCAUGCUUCACAAGGACAAGGCGGUCAAGGCCAAUGUCGCCUGUUGCCUCGCCGACAUGCUCCGCCUCUUUGCUCCUAACGCUCCCUUCACUCCAUCCGAACUGCGCGACAUCUUUCAGUUCUUUUUGCAUCAGCUCACCAUGCCUCAAGCCGGGCUUUCCAAACCCAAUGGCCCACAGUAUCCCGAGUACUUUUACCUUCUCGAGAACCUGAGCAACGUCAAGUCGGUCGUGUUGAUCUGCGAUCUCACCAACGCCGACGAGCUCAUGACCGACUACUUCAAGGGCUUUCUCGACCUCGCGCGACCAGACAUGUCCAAGAAUGUCGAAAUCUGCAUGGCCGAUGUGCUCGUCCAGCUCAUCGACGAGUGCGUCACGCUUCCUUCCGAGGUGCUCGAUCUUCUUCUCGCCAAUUUUACCACCAAAGCCAUCAAGCACAAUCCUUCCGCGCAUCGCAUCGUCGUCGAGGUCUGCUCCAACACCAAAGAUCGUCUGCAGAAGAACGUCGCCCAGUACUUUAGCGAAGUCAUUCUUUCCGCUACCCAGGAAGAGGAUCACGACGAGCGUCUCGAAAGCCUGCAGACCGCCCACUCGCUCAUCGUUCACAUCAACCGCGUCGUCCCCUCGCUUCUUCUCAACGUCAUACCCCAGCUCGAAGAGGAGCUGCGAAUCGAAGACGUCCAGCUUCGCGUCCUUGCUACCAAGGUACUCGGCCAGAUGUUUGGCGAGAAACCCUCCGCCACGGCUGCCGAAAGCAGCGAUCUGGCGCGAAGAUACCUCAGCACUUGGCGAGCGUGGCUCGGAAGGGCCAACGACAAGUCGCCCAGUCUGCGCGUAAUUUGGGUCGAGUCCACCAAAUCUAUCCUCGUCAACCAUCCUGAACUGCGUCACGACUUGACGCCGAUCCUCGAAAGGAAGCUCCUCGAGCCGGACGAACGCGUGCGCGCCGCUACCGCCAAGAUGCUUGGCUCGCUCGACUACGAGACAGCGCUGCAUCACGUAGACAAGUCGGUGCUGCUCACAGUGGCAGACCGAUGCAAGGACAAAAAGACGCUCGUCCGCAAAGAGUCGCUUGAAGCCAUCGGCAAGCUUUUCGAUAUGGCUUUCUCGGAAAUCGACAACAACGACCCAGCGGCCAUUCAGCAGUUUGCAUGGAUUCCACAGGAGUUGUUCAAGUGCCUCUAUGCCGGCAGCAAUGAACUACAGGUGCUUGUAGCUGCCACAGUCGAAAAGUACAUCCUUCCAAUUCCGAGCAAUCUCGACGAGGACGAAGCAGCUUUCACCAACCGUCUAUUGCUGGUGAUGAAGUACCUCGAGCCUGAAGCUACCCGGGGGCUUUUCCGUCUCAGCAACCUCAUCUACACACGUCCCGCGCUGCCGGACCGCUUCAUCGAUUGCUGCGAGGAGUACAACGGAGGCGACGUGGCUCCCAACAAGGACUCGGCGGUGGUCAAGGCGGCUAUGGCCGAUCGAAUUCGACGCUGUGCAUCGCUUUUUGCCGACGCAGAACGCGCCAUGACGGAUCUGCACGCGUUCGCCAAGCUCAAUGACACGCGCAUCUACCGUCUCAUGCGCACCUGCUUUGACCCACAGACUGACUUUAGAACCGCCACAAAGGCGCGAAACGAUGCACUACGUCGCGUCGAGAACGCCAACGCUAGCAUUCUGGAUACGAUCACCAUCUUUAUCCGGAGCGCGUCGUACAUGAUCCUUAACCGAUCUUCGGUGCCGACGCUGAUCAAGAAGCUGUCGCACAAUGGUGGCUCGGCAUCGCAGCGAUCAAAGGCGGCUUCCACGUCUCAAUCUCAGUCUCAGUCGGGCGACUUGUCGGAUGCUGAGACGCAUCGGGCAACGGCCAACGAGCUGCUCGAGUUCAUCGCAAAGCGGUGUCCGGCGAUGCUGUCGAUGCACGUGCCCGAGCUGAGCAGAGCGCUGUUUGAAGACUCGAAUGCGAUGCUCACCCAGACUUGCUUGCAGGGUCUUGCGUCGGUGGCUCAGUGGAACGCUUCCAAGGUGCAGCUGGACAAGAAAGCGGUGGAGCGGCUGGCCAAGUUGGUGCUCAAGGGUACGCCGUUGCAGGCGAAAUUCGCGGCCAAGUUGCUGGCGAUUGUUGCUACUGGUGGCGUAAGGGGUGGGCGCAAAGCUGUGGGGCAGAAGGCGGGCACCGCGGGCAUGUCUGUGUCGAGCAGCGUUGCGUUUGGUGUGCUCGAAGAGGUGCUCGAUUCGGUUGCACAGCAACUGGCUGCUGCCAAGUGCGGACGACAGGUGGCGAUUCUGUACAGCUUGGCUCAGUUUUUCAAGCACGCUCCUGAUGCGUCGGAGAACGUGAGCAGUACAGUCGUGCGGACGAUGCUGUCGGACAUUCUGCUCAAGCCGUUGACAGCGAGCAAGGCGAAAGCGUACGCGAAUGACAGCGAGGAUUGGAUCGAGGAUGUGGCUGUGGAUGACGAGCUGAACGCCAAGCUUUUGUCGUUGCAGGUGUUGACGAGGAGGUGCGAGGCGUUUGGCGAGACGGACAGCGCAGGCGAUAUGGCCAAGCCCGUGUUUCGACUGUUGUGGGCGGUGGUGGGGGCAGGAGAAGCGAAAGCGCUCAAUACGCCAGCAGCGGCCAAGUCGCGGAUGCGUCUGCAAGCGGCUCUCUGCGUGCUCAAGUUGGCGCGCCACCCAAGUUACGAUGCGCUGAUCACGCGCGAGUACCUGGAUCUUGCUUUUAUGGUGCAAGACGAAUCGUUCAAUGUGCGUUCGCGUCUGCUGCACAAACUGCUCACUUACUUGCAAGCACGGCGCAUCGAUGGACGCUUCCUUGCCAUGAGUUUUCUGGCGGCUUACGAUCCCGAGGACGAGAACAGGAAUAUGGUGCUAAGGUACUGUCAAUCCAACUCGCGCGCUCUGCCUGCCGACCAACGACUCAAGCAUCUCGACGUAUCGUUUGCUCGCUUGAUCCAUCUGCUGGCACACCAUCCGGAUUUCUCAAGCGAGACAAACGAAGAUCUACUGCAGUUUGUCAGGUACUUGGACUUCUUCCUGGACUGCUUGGCGGGGGCUACAAACGUUUCGCUGUUUUACUACUUGGCCACCAGGGUUAAGGGCGUUCGGGAUGCCGAAAGCCAGCGCGCAAGCGAGAAGCUGUAUGCGCUGUCUGAACUGGCGCAGCUCGUUAUCCGGAAGAGGGCUGCACAGCACGGAUGGACUAUUGAAAGUUAUCCAGGCCGCGUUACGUUACCUGCCGACAUAUUCAAGCCACUCCCUAGUCGGGAUGUGCAAAGGGAAAUAUAUGAGCGCCAGUAUCUGCCUAACGAUCUUGUUCGGCACAUGUCCGAGUUCAAGCUAAAGACAAAACCGACCGUCGGUGCCAAGUCAAGGUGGGUUCCGGCGACUAGACCGCCAAACAACACAGCCCAGUCCAGCAAACGGCCUGCUAAGAAACCCAAGACACACAAUGCACACACCUCCCAGUCUAGCCUCCACGACCCCGAUCCUGAUGACUCGAGCGAUCUCACCGAGCCAGAAUAG